UGAACAGUCUGAGAGUACAACAGCAUUGCAACAGUGGAAUCCUGACCAGAAGAAAAUCAGUCCCAGAACACUGUGAGCUCUCCUAACAUGAUGCCUACAGCUAAAGGCAUGUCCCACAUGUUACCCAGUCAUGUUCUAAGAGUGGGUCAAACUAUCCGCCUGGACUCAGCGCAGGAGACAGUCAGUCAACAUCCCAGUCUCACGGGGCCCAGCAGUAACCAUGGUGAACCCGAUCUCGACAUUUCACUGGAUAAGCUGAACCAGCUCAUCCUGGAACUGGAUCCGACAUUUGAACCCAUUGAGGUCAACAAAAGUCCCUCGUGCAUCAGCCCUCCUACAGACGACGGCUGCUCAGAUGAAGAUGUCUCCCGCUGCAUGAUUGUCCCUAGAGGUUGUUCUCCCUGCUCCUCGCCCACCGUGGUUCGAUCCUUGUCGCCCAGUAUACCCAUCCCUACACAGAGCAGCCUCAGCUGCAGUCCCCAUGGCACACUGGUGUUCUCCAGUUCCCCUACAUCCUCCCUGCCUCCGCUGCCGUGUGGAAGUGCACCUAGACGAAAUCCCUCACCAAAGCAUGACAUGGCCUUUUCCCAAGGAUCCCUGCGCUUGUCACACUCCAACAGGAACAGUGCUGCCUCGCUCCUCUCCAUGUCAACAUGUUCAGACACCAGCUACAUUCUUGGCAGCAACCUGUCCCUGACAAGUGAAGAUGCUGACUCUCCAGAGUCCAUCCUCACUCGCACGUCUGGCUGCUUCAGCGAUGGGACCAGAACGAGGCCAUCUGACAACAGGCACAGCCCAGACAAGCCCUCGCUCACAAGGCAAGGACAUCUACAGGAGCUUUACAGUAAAGGAGCACAGAGCAGUCCUGCUUCACUCUCUGGGUCUUUGACUGAUAUUCCUGUACUGCUAGUCAACGGUGCACCACAGCUGGAUCUGCACAUGCAAUCUCCCGGACCAGAAAAUGACCUAAUACAGACCAUCCCUGUGUCCAACUCAAAGCCAUUUUCUCCUCACAGUUUCCAAGCCCGUUUUAAUGGCAGCCAGCCCUCAAUGAAAUUUGUCAUGGACACUUCAAAGUAUUGGUUCCGUCCACAUAUGAGCAGAGCAGAAGCGGAGGCCCUGGUAAAGGACAAGGAAGCUGGAACAUUUGUAGUGAGAGACAGCACCUCCUACAGAGGCAGUUUUGGUCUGGCCAUGAAGGUGGACCAAACUUCCACCAACUUCACUGCUACCGCCUACCCAGAACAGAGCAAUUCAGAUCUUGUCAGACACUUCCUUAUUGAAUCAUCAGCUAAGGGUGUACGCGUCAAAGGCUCGUCGCAGGAACCCUACUUCGGUAGCCUCUCUGCCCUGGUCUACCAGCACACCAUCUCUGCUUAUGCUUUACCCUGCAAAUUACUGCUCCACUCCCAAGAUCUGGGCACAGCAGAAGAAAGGGCAAAUGAAAAACCAUCAUCAGAGGACAAGAGCAAUACAGCUUGCAAUUUCAUCUACCUAAAUGCUGUCCCCACUGAGAUGCUGACAGGCCCUUGUGCAGUGCACAGGGCGGUGUCCUCCACACUUGACAAGGCCGCAGGUUCCUUCACCCCAACCAUAGUCAACUUGAAGGUGUCUCCGAAGGGUGUCACACUGACAGAUGUCAACAGGAAGCUCUUCUUCAGGCGCCAUUACCCUGCUCACCUGCUUAGCUACAGCGGCGAAGAUCCAGACAACCGACUGUGGUUGAAAGGUUCCAGUUUCGGUGCAAGGAUGUUUGGCUUUGUGGCAAAAGGUGCAGAGGCUGGCAUGGAGAAUGUUUGCCACAUCUUUGCAGAAUAUGAUGCCUUGCAGCCUUGCAACAAAGUCAUUGAGGUUAUUCAGGCAGCCAUAGCCAAGACAUAGACACAUAAGGACUGAAACAAUAAUGAUAGAGAAGUGGUCUUAAGGCCCUACCUACACUGUCUGUCUUACACUGUACUUUACUGAAGAAACCCGUCCAAUAUGGUGGUCAUCGGAAGUGUCAAUGCUUCAGCUGUUAGCCUAAUCCAGUUACUGCUUCUGUUGGAUUAACAUUAAAAUCUGAAUUAGAAGUGCUUAGAACUACCCAGACCCCAUGAUGAAUGUCCUGUUGGAAACACAGAUGCAACUGUGGUUUGUGGCAAAUAUGAAGAUUGACAAGACUGAACAGCUGUCAGGCUGAAAAAAACAGAAAAGGAACCAGCAGUAUGUAACUGCAAUUAAAUAGCACGCUCCCACUGUAUAAAUAAUACCUAACCAGUUUGUAGGAAUGCUGAAGCAAAUUCAACAAAUACUUAUGUAAUGCUUAAUAUGUGAGGCUCCGAAAGAAUAAUUUUAAUGUAAAAAGGUUAGAGACCAGCGUAAUAGGGUACAACAUGUAAAGCAGUUGAUUUGUCUUUUUUCGUAACAUUUCUCAUUCCCAUGUAAACUGAACUGUAAAUCUGCACCAGCCGAUGCUGUAAAAUAUAGCGAUGAGGGAUUUUGAAGGUUCUGUUAAUAGACUGAAGAGAAACUGACGUACUGUCACGUCCUGUCAUUUCAGAGCAGAAACUUGGCAGAUACCAUAGUUGUGUAGCUCAGAAAGUAUUUAUUAUACUGCACUGUAAACAAUUUCUUCUCUGUAUAUUCAUGCAUUUUUUAAAAACUGUUAUGACGAAAAAUAAACAUAUUGA
This is a messenger RNA of Chelmon rostratus (copperband butterflyfish), 2669 nucleotides long. RefSeq names its product tensin-4-like. The transcript is spliced from 13 exons. The coding region runs from base 88 to 1881 and encodes 597 amino acids. NCBI's taxonomy places the organism in Eukaryota, Metazoa, Chordata, Actinopteri, Chaetodontiformes, Chaetodontidae. Gene Ontology annotation, molecular function: protein binding. The record is from RefSeq and is a predicted model, not a curated record.